AUGUUUAUUCAAGAGUUGUGGAAAAAGAACCUUGAAUGGGAUCAAAAACUGCCAAAGGAACUAGCUGACAAGUGGAUUGAAAUUGCACAGAACACAGAAAAUGCUACCUCCCUGGAAAUACCCCGUAUGUGUAUCCGUGAAAACCCAUCAGAAACGACUGUACACAUAUUCAGUGAUGCAAGCAUGAAGGCCUACGGAGCAUGUGCAUACAUUGUUUCAGGAGACCAAAGUUCACUAAUUAUGGCCAAAAACAGAGUUGCCCCAUUAAAAACACUUACAAUACCUAAACUGGAAUUGAUGGGAGCACUACUUAGAGCGAGAUUAUUAGAAUUCAUCAAGAAAAACAUCCAAUUCUCAGAUGCAGUCUUGUGGACAGACAGUCAAAUUGUCCUGAGCUGGUUGGAAACAACAAAAACUUUAGGCACAUUUGUGAGAAACAGAAUACAAAAAAUUAAGAAGUUAACUGAACAGUACAAAUGGAGGUACUGUCCAACAGCCUCAAAUCCUGCUGAUAUUUUAUCUCGCGGUGCUGACUUUGACAAAUUUAGGAAGAACGAAUUGUGGUCAAAAGGACCAACUUGGAUUACUGACAAAAACAUGUGGCCCAUAUAUGACAAAACCGAAAGUCAUAUUCUUGCAAACAUAACAGAAUCUGAGAAAUGUGGAUACCAGGAGGAGGACUCACAAGAAAAGAGAAAUGUACAGCCUGAUCCCAGAGAACAAAGAAUUUCAGAAAUUAUUGACAUCUCGAAGUUUAACAAUUACAGAAAAUUGUUGAAUGUUACUUCCUAUGUUCUAAGAUUCAUACAAAAUUGUUCCAAAGAACAGAAAGUUACAGGUCCACUGACUGUCUCAGAAAUUGAACACAGCUCACUGAUGUGGAUUAAAAAUGCUCAACAAGAAAACUAUCCAGAUAUUUUUGCAGAAUCACAAAAAGAUGGAAAAUCUAAACAUUGUCUAUCAAAACAGCUGAAAUUAUACUUAACAAAUGAGGAUCUGAUCAGAUGUGGAGGGAGAAUACACAAUGCACCAAUCAGCAAAACAGCAAAGCAUCCAAUACUCCUAGCAACCAAAGAUCCACUGACCACUUUGAUUGUUUUAGAUGCACAUAGAAGAAAUUUGCACUCAGGAGUCAAUAGUACAGUCACAUUGUUGAGACAGAAUUACUGGAUACAAAGAAUUCGCCAGAGUGUAAAAUCUGUAUUGCGAAAAUGCAUUACAUGUAGAAAAAUCAUGGGAAAACCUUAUCCUAUUCCAGAAGCACCACCGUUACCUAAAGACAGAUUGAGAGAAGAACCUCCUUUUACUGUAACAGGUGUGGAUUUCACUGGUGCCCUGAAGGUACGAAAAAAGAAUGGACAUGAAGGCAAAGUAUACAUAUGUCUUUUCACUUGUGCUAGUACAAGAGCUGUCCACCUGGAAUUGGUAACGGACCUCACUGAAGAACAAUUCAUUUGA
Molecule: messenger RNA, 1458 nt
Organism: Saccostrea cuccullata (small rock oyster)
Lineage: Eukaryota; Metazoa; Mollusca; Bivalvia; Ostreida; Ostreidae
Exons: 1
Coding region: 1-1458 (485 amino acids)
Molecular function (GO): nucleic acid binding
Source: RefSeq, a predicted model, not a curated record